Messenger RNA from Harpegnathos saltator (Jerdon's jumping ant), 513 nucleotides. RefSeq names its product ATP synthase, subunit G. The transcript is spliced from 2 exons. NCBI's taxonomy places the organism in Eukaryota, Metazoa, Arthropoda, Insecta, Hymenoptera, Formicidae. Gene Ontology annotation, biological process: proton motive force-driven ATP synthesis. The record is from RefSeq and is a predicted model, not a curated record. The coding region runs from base 133 to 432 and encodes 99 amino acids. Gene Ontology annotation, molecular function: proton transmembrane transporter activity.
UUUGUGAAGUGUGAGCGAUUUUCUACCAGAUGGAAGCACAACAAACUUCCUUGCGCUAUCGUUGAUUGAGUCCCGAGAUAUUCAUUCUCGUAACCUGCUCCUUCGCGAAAGAUACAUUGAAACUUACAGAAGAUGGCAAGUUUCAUGGUUAAAACUAUUAAUCUAACAAAAGCUGGUAUUAAGAAAGCAAUACCUGUACUCAAUGUAUGGAAGCAGUAUGCUAUGGUGGAACUAACACCACCAUCGCCAAGGGACAUUCCUGCAAUUCGUAAUGGUUUUGCAAAAUUGGUUGAAGGAGCAAAGACUGGUCGUUUUCGUGAAGUCACUGUACGUGAAGCUGUCAUAAAUACUUUAGUAACUAUCGAGGUGUACUGCUGGUUCUAUGUUGGGGAAUGUAUUGGAAAGCGACAUUUUGUUGGAUACGAUGUAUAAAUAUGUCGCAUAUUUCAUCUCCCAGAUAGAUAUAAUUCUGUAUAACUUAUAGUCCUCGUAAAUAUACAAAUAUAGAUUAUA